AUGAAACAAGUCGCCCUCCUUUAUACCCUCGCCAGCCCAGCGCUGGUUAGCUACAGCAUCGAGUUCUCGAGCUUCCCAGAGUUUGCAGACAUACUGUUGGACAAUAUCGCGCGCAUCAUCGGGCACAAGCCCUACAUCCGCGUUGGCGGAAACACCCAGGACUAUGCUCUCUAUGACGCUUCCCUACCAUACGCUCUCAAUGGCACCUUUGACCCGGCACGGUCCGAGGACUACCCAACCACUAUCACCAUUGGGCCGUCUUAUUUUGAGGCAUACAACACUUGGAAAGACGUCAAAUACUACCAUGGAUUUAACCUUGGUUUGGGGGGGAAUAGGUCGAGCGGGUGGCAAACUCUGCUCGAUACUGUGCCAUUGGCCUGCAGAGCCCUGAGUGGCGGGAAGCUAUAUGUCUGGGGAUACGGCAACGAGCCAGACCUGUAUUCGACCUCGGCCCAGGGGCCUGUGAGGCCGUCUGACUGGAGCGAGGAUGCUUACGUCUCCCAAUGGCACAAUGGCACCAGGCAGAUCAAGGCCCUCAUUGAGGAGCAUUGCCCUGAGAUGGCGGACGAGGAUAGUUACGGCUACAUGGCGCCCUCGUUCGCUGGCGUCGGCAACCAUCUGAAAGCCGAGGCAGCAUGGGCGGCCGGGCUCAACGACGACAAGAAUGUCAAGCUAUUCUCAACCCACAACUAUAUCAGCGGCGCCGAAACCCCCGGGGUGACACUCCAGGGGACACUCAUGAACCACGCCGUAACCAAGCGUUCCGUCGACGCGCACAUCGAGGAGUACAACAAGAUGCUCUCGCAGUCCACCGACCCCGUUCCGCCGCUCAUCUUCGGCGAGACCAACUCCCUCUACAACCAAGGCCGCCCGGGUCUGUCCAACACCUUCGGUGCCGCCCUCUGGGGCCUCGACUUCAACCUCUACGCGGCGUCAGUCGGCUUCAAGCGCGUGCACAUGCACAUGGGGACCAACUAUCGCUACGCCGCCUGGCAGCCCAUCCCCACCACCCUCACCACCAUCGGCACCAAAGCGCCCUACUACGGCUCCAUCGCCGUCGCCGCCGCCCUCGGCCCCACCCCCGCCACAGUCGUCGAAAUCCCCCUCACCACCACCACCCCCAACCCCUCCUCCCCCAACCUCACCCCAGAAUCCGCCUACGCCAUCUACACCGCCCACGGCACCCAUCUCACCCGCCUCAUCAUCCUCAACCUGCACACUCACAACACCACCGUCGACGGCGCCGGCCUGACCCCCCUGCCCCACCCCCCCACCACGCCGCGCAACACCACCGAAUACACCUUCCGCCUCCCCUCCUCUUCCUUCCCCGAGGGAACGCUGGUGGGAGUGCGGCGGCUGAUGGCGAACGGCAGCGACGCGAUCACGGGGAUCAGCUGGGACGGGUGGAGCUAUAAUUACGAGCUGGAUGGCGGGCGGCCGGCGAGGUUGGGGAAUGUGACGGUGGGGGAGACGGUGGUUGUGGGCGAGGGCGGGGUGGUGAGGGUGGGGGUGCCGGAUGCGAGUGCGGUGGUGGUGGAUUUGGAUUUGGAUUUGGGUUUGGGUUUGGGUUUGGAUUUGGGUUUGGGUUUGGGUUUGGAUGGGGGUGUUGGGGAGGGGGGAGGGGGGAUGUGA
Chaetomium fimeti is the source of this 1632-nucleotide messenger RNA. RefSeq lists its product as uncharacterized. The coding region runs from base 1 to 1632 and encodes 543 amino acids. The record is from RefSeq and is a predicted model, not a curated record. Lineage: Eukaryota; Fungi; Ascomycota; Sordariomycetes; Sordariales; Chaetomiaceae. The transcript is spliced from 5 exons.